Lutzomyia longipalpis is the source of this 1786-nucleotide messenger RNA. RefSeq names its product probable 26S proteasome non-ATPase regulatory subunit 3 (gene Rpn3). The transcript has 2 exons. The record is from RefSeq and is a predicted model, not a curated record. Bases 233 to 1720 code for a protein of 495 amino acids. NCBI's taxonomy places the organism in Eukaryota, Metazoa, Arthropoda, Insecta, Diptera, Psychodidae. Gene Ontology annotation, molecular function: enzyme regulator activity. Gene Ontology annotation, cellular component: proteasome regulatory particle, lid subcomplex; proteasome complex. Gene Ontology annotation, biological process: ubiquitin-dependent protein catabolic process; regulation of protein catabolic process.
GCUUUCAAUCACACAAAAACGGAGGAAAAUCACAAGAAAAGUUCCUUUGUGUCGUGGGAUAUAUCUUACGGCCCUUUUUCUCCAUGGGGUAUUUCCUCGGAAAUUUUCCUAACUUUGUGAUUGUCACACAUGACAUUGCGCCAACUUCACUCCGCAAUUACUUGCAGUUUUUCCAACUUUAGAAUUUCUUCAAAAUAAAGAAUAAUUUUUUGAGUGUUUUGUGCCCCAAAAAAUGGUGCAGCCAGCCGUAGAAGCAGCCGUGGUGCAGGAUGUGGAGAUGGAGAAUGCAGAAUCACCACCGGAUCCGGAGAAAUUGAAGAUGGAAGCUGAUGUUUUGUCCGUGCUGGAGCUUCGGGAGCAUGCUAAGCAAAUUGAGAAGGCAGUCUCCAGCAAGGAGCCCCGUUUCAUUCUACGUGUGCUCCGAGCUCUACCCAAUACGCGUCAGAAGACAACCCCAGUAGUCAUGAGAACCCUGGCAACGCAACUCUAUCCCGCGGGGCAGGACAGGAAUGCUAUCCUUGUGUUUGUGGAGGAACUCCCACCGGGAACAACAGAACCCGAAGUUCCACGCGCACGAGCUGCCACAAAGCCUCCCAUUCCGGAAGUGGAUGCUUACUACCACUUGCUCGUGUUGGUGCGUCUUCUGGAUGCGAGAAAUCUCGAAAAGGCAUCAGAGUGCUCCGAAGCUCUCAUGAAUAAGAUUGUCACGCAAAAUCGCCGCACACUUGAUCUGCUGGCAGCCAAGGCAUACUUCUACCACUCCCGUGUGGCUGAGCUGACCAACAAGCUGGACAGCAUCCGUGGCUUUUUGCAUGCUCGCCUUCGCACUGCAACGCUACGGAAUGACUUUGAGGGUCAGGCUGUUAUCAUCAAUUGUCUCCUGAGAAACUACCUUCACUACUCCCUCUACGAUCAAGCAGACAAGCUGGUGAAUAAGUCUGUUUUCCCCGAAUCAGCAAGUAACAAUGAAUGGGCGAGAUUCCUGUACUACCUUGGCCGGAUUAAGGGAGCUAAGCUUGAGUACAGUCAGGCACACAAAAAUCUCGUUAUGGCAUUGCGGAAGGCGCCCCAGAAUGCCGCUAUUGGUUUCCGUCAGACCGUGCAGAAGCUCAUCAUUGUGGUGGAGCUCCUGCUUGGUGAUAUUCCGGAGCGUCAAAUUUUCCGUCAAGCCGCUCUACGUCCAUCAUUAGCUCCCUAUUUCCAGCUCACUCAAGCUGUACGUCUGGGUAAUCUGAAGCGAUUCAGUGAGGUGUUGGAGCACUUUGGACCGAAAUUCCAACAAGACUACACCUACACCCUUAUUAUAAGGCUCCGCCACAAUGUCAUCAAAGCAGCAAUUCGAUCAAUUGGGCUCUCCUAUUCACGCAUCUCCCCGCGCGAUAUUGCCAAGAAGUUGGGGCUCGAUGCGUCUGAAGAUGCGGAAUUUAUUGUAGCCAAGGCCAUUCGGGAUGGUGUAAUUGAGGCCACUCUUGAUCCGGAGAAGGGCUUCAUGCGUAGCAAAGACAGCACCGAUAUCUACAGCACGCGUGAGCCUCAAUUGGCCUUCCACCAGCGUAUCUCUUUCUGCUUGGAUUUGCACAAUCAGAGUGUUAAGGCAAUGCGUUACCCACCAAAAUCCUACGGAAAGGACCUCGAGAGUGCCGAGGAGAGACGCGAGCGUGAACAGCAAGACUUAGAACUUGCCAAGGAGAUGGCUGAGGAAGAUGAUGAUGGAUUUUAAAGCUCUGUGGCGCAUCUCAAUAAUCUUUGUAUUUCAGAAUUGAUUAAAAAUAUUUUUUUCGCAAAA